AUGGAUGACGCCAUAAGGGCGCGUCGCAUCGACGACGGGGAUAUGCAAGUUGCAUUUGCCCAAUCAAAUCUGGCAGGACGUGCCAAGACUUGGGCACUGGGGCUCAAGCUGCACGACCCAUAUGCGUUUGGGUCGUUGGAAGUCUUCAAGUCGCGGCUCAGACAAACGUUUGAACCGCCUAGAGCUGAGUUCAGGGGCUCGAACCGAACUCUUGAAGCUCAAGCAGGGUAA
Molecule: messenger RNA, 231 nt
Organism: Peronospora matthiolae
Lineage: Eukaryota; Oomycota; Peronosporomycetes; Peronosporales; Peronosporaceae
Source: the annotation of a GenBank genome assembly